Chondrus crispus (carragheen) is the source of this 225-nucleotide messenger RNA. RefSeq lists its product as hypothetical. Lineage: Eukaryota; Rhodophyta; Florideophyceae; Gigartinales; Gigartinaceae. The transcript has a single exon. The record is from RefSeq and is a predicted model, not a curated record. Bases 1 to 225 code for a protein of 74 amino acids.
AUGUGGCGAAAGGAUUCAGAGAGUUCUAUCAAUGGAGCGGAAGGGUUACUUGCGCAGCCACAGUUCAAGAAAUGCGGGCAACGAUCCAGUAGUAUUACUUUAAGCUGGAGAGUGGGGGAUUGUGCUGAUCACCAUGCCGUAUGUACUGACAUCUAUACGCACGUCACGGAAUCUUACCGGGAGAGUUCUAAACGUACCAAUAGUCUGUGCGACGAAGCCUUAUAG